Carcharodon carcharias (great white shark) is the source of this 2372-nucleotide messenger RNA. RefSeq names its product ectonucleotide pyrophosphatase/phosphodiesterase 6 (gene enpp6). NCBI's taxonomy places the organism in Eukaryota, Metazoa, Chordata, Chondrichthyes, Lamniformes, Lamnidae. The record is from RefSeq and is a predicted model, not a curated record. The transcript is spliced from 8 exons. The coding region runs from base 16 to 1374 and encodes 452 amino acids.
CCCAGCAUCUAGCCGAUGUUCACAUUGCUGCAGCACAGCCAGGGAUUAACAAUGGCCAGGCACACAGCUCUCUGUGCUGUCAGUGUGAUUGUCUUUCUCUCAGUCCCGUGCCUUACAAAUCGAAAACUGUUGGUUUUCCUGAUAGAUGGUUUCCGCUUUGAUUACAUCAAUGAAGGGGAGAUGCAGAAUUUACCGGGUCUAAGGGAGAUCGUUGAAUUGGGCGUUAAAGCGGAUUACUUGACACCGGAGUUCCCCAGCCUUUCAUAUCCGAAUUAUUACUCCCUCAUGACUGGACACUAUUGCGAUGUCCAUCAGAUGAUUGGAAAUUAUAUGUGGGAUGAGCAAAAGAACAAGUCAUUUCUAAUUGGUGAGAAUGAGGAUAGCCGACUGCCUAUGUGGUGGGACGCGUCAGAACCAAUCUGGGUUACCAUGAAGAAGAACAACAGACCAGUUUAUAUGUAUUACUGGCCGGGUUGUGAAGUUGAGAUUCGGAGUGUAAGGCCUACAUACUGCCGAAGCUACUAUUACUCUCCAUCAGACAAAGACUUUGCAGCUGCUGUUUCAGAUGCCAUUGAAGUUUUGAGCAAGGGGAAAGCAGAGAUGGCUGCAGUGUACUAUGAGCGCAAUGACGUUGAAGGUCAUCAUUUUGGCCCUUGGUCAAAGCAGAGGAAGGAAGCCACCAAAGUUUUGGAUGACACUUUAAGAGAAAUGAACAUAAGAAUUCAGGAGGCGGGCCUCCAGAAUGAAUUGAAUGUUAUUCUGUUUUCGGACCAUGGGAUGACUGACAUUUUCUGGAUGGAGAAGGUCAUUGAGCUUGAUAAGUAUAUAAAUAUGGCAGAUGUAUUGAACAUGCUGGAUCGAGGGCCUAUGGUGAGUCUAUGGCCUAAAGAAGGGAAACUGAAUGAGCUGUACAGCAGCCUCAAAAAGGUGAAGGAAAUGAGUGUGUACAAGAAAGAUGAAAUUCCAGACCGAUAUCAUUACAAAGGUGGCAAGUUUGUAGCACCACUUACUCUGCUUGCUGAACAAGGCUGGUUCAUUAUUGAGAAUAAACAGAAGUUGCCUUAUUGGGCCAAUGAAACAGGUAGCAAGAAGGGUUGGCAGCAUGGAUGGCAUGGCUAUGACAAUCUAUUGACGGAUAUGAGGGGAUUCUUUUUGGCGUAUGGACCAGAUUUCAGAAGAAACUACAAGGUACCUCCACUUAAGGUGGUUGAUGUGUACAACGUCAUGUGUCAUGUUGCUGGAAUAAACCCAUUGCCAAACAAUGGCACCUGGUCCCAUGUGGAGUUGAUGCUGAGGAACAAUGCUAAUUUGGCGCAAAGUGCAAAAGUUAGUGUCACCAUAUUGAUAUUAACACUGGCCUGGUUAUUUCACUAAUGUGUUUUCAGUCCAUUUAAAAAAGAAAUUCAAUUAACAUGUGUGAUUUUUGGCAAGAUUAUUGUAGUUGAUUGUUUUGGGAUAUGCUAAUAACAUGUGCAAUGCUGCCAAAGCAUCACGGUUUGACAGGCUCCCUCUGAAUGCUUUAAAGUGAUUCUUUUUGAGUUUAAGAUCAAUAUUGCAUUCCACAAGACACAAUACUCGAGCACCUCCCAAACAUACCCAGAAGUGACAGUCAUGCUUCUACUCUGACUCUAACCCUUUGUGCAUUUCCUCCUUACUUUGGUGGGAGUGCCUACAGCCAUCUUGGCCCCACACUCUGGAACUUUCUUCUUAUAACCCCUUAUUACCCCCUCUCCUCCUCUAAGAUACUCAUUGAAUCACAGCUCUUUCACAAACUUUUAGUCUCUCCUCCUAAUGUCUCUUUAUUUGGUUUGGUGUUCAUUUUUUCCCAAUUAGGCUCAUGUGAAGCACCUUGGGAUGUUCUUGUAUGUCAAAACCACAUAAAGAAUGAAAUUUGUUGAUCUCAUUUCACUACUAGUUUACAUCCUGUGCAAUGCUGACUUUUAAAUACUACCUAAUGUCCUAGUGUCCUCACUGGACACGAUGGUUCCUAGUGUAGUUGACCCAGAAUAAACAGAUCAGAAGACAGCGCCAAGUGGCUAUUUAAUGCUGUCCAGCAAUCAACCUGCCCCAGAACACUGCUCUUCUUGGGAUGUUGAGAAGACAUUCAUUUGGGUAAAGUGGAUCUUCCUUCUGUCUUUAUUUGAGAGAACACCAUUUAGCAAGGGCUUCAGAAACUAGAUCAGGAGGCUGUAUUCACACUGAAUGGCACUAUAUGCUAACUGUUGCACCACCCCUUCAUUCUCUCUCUAAUGAGUGAACAGAUAGGGAUGCUCAUUGACCAUUCAUUUUUUUCUGAUAGACCCACUGGCAAGAUAAGGAAGACUUAUAUCAGACAUUCAUGCUGGUGCGAUUAAACAUAGAAUUAUGCUGCA